AUGGGCACUCGCAAGCUUCUGGAAGCUGCAAUGAACAAGGAUGAAAACAUGGUGCGAAUUCUGCUAUCCACUGACAUUGACAAGGGCCAUUUGGUGAGCACUCGCGAUUGCCAUGGUUUUACUCCAUUGCAUUACGCUGCCAGGCAUGGUGCCAUUGGCAUUCUGGAGAACCUCAUCGAUGCAGGUGCCGACGUCAUGGCCGUGGACCAAGAGGGCCUAUCGCCCCUAUACCAUUCGGUGAUGAUGCAGCACCUGGAAGCCAGUCGCAAGCUCUUAGAACAGAUGUCCAAGCGGCCCAAGCAGGAUCUACGGACUCCCGCCCUUCAGAAAACCAUGCAGAGCAUCUGGGGAGCCAUUCACUUCUCCGAGAGGCUCCGUGGACUGAAGGUGAACGCCUGCGAGCUGGCGAAGAGAGCCUUCACAACGCCAGCCAGGCACGUGUUUGGCCUUGCCGCCUCCGGUGACGUGCUGGCCAUGAAGGCGGCACGCGAGACCUUAGACGAGGAGUACUUGGGAUUGGGGUGGUUUCAAACCACCACCGAUGUGGCCACCGGCAUGCGGAUGCUAAUGCUGGACUGGGCCAUCGCCAGCGGUUCGGCAGCCAUGGCGACUUUGGUCCGUGAGCUUGGAAACAGCGUCAGCCGAUUUGGUGAUGACCUCUCGAUGUAUUCCAAGAAGGAAGAAGUCCAGUCGCUAGUCUCCAGAGGGCAGAAGGGCAGAUUCAGGGCGUACCAUGCAGUGCGACCCAUCCUGCCCCAAGAGAUGGCGGAGUAUCUCUGCCUAGCGUGCGAGCACCAACGUUUGGACAUGGCGUACGCCAUUUGGACGAUGGCCAGCGGAGACCUCAAAGAGGUGCUAAACGCAGAGCAAAAGGCCUCCCUGGCCGAGCUCGGGGGAGACGCGGCGGCCACCGGCCACAUCGAGUUCGUACGCCUGCUCAUCGAAGCCGAGGUGCCCCUGGACCAUGAGUCCAAGAGGAACGGGAAGAAGAUGAUCCGCCGAGCCGCGGACAACGGACAGGUGCAGGUGAUCCGACACUUGGCCGCCGCAGGCGCGUCGGUGGAAGGCAGCGAUCUCGGUGCGGCGGCGUCGAAGGGACAUCUCCAAGCGAUGAAAGCGCUGAUCGAGGCCAAAGCUGAUCCGAACGACAGGUAUGGCAGCGCCGCAUCAGACUGCCCCGCGGGCCGGGCUGCGAUGAGCAACCAGUCCGAAGCCUUGCAGUUGCUUCGGUCGCGCGGGGUGAAUAUCGGCACGAAGGAGCUAAUCGCCUUGGCCAAGGAGAAGCAGAGCAGGGAAUGCCUGGCAGUGAUGGAAGAGCAUCGGGCCGAAACAGCGACCUGA
Messenger RNA from Durusdinium trenchii, 1341 nucleotides. NCBI's taxonomy places the organism in Eukaryota, Dinophyceae, Suessiales, Symbiodiniaceae. The record is from the annotation of a GenBank genome assembly.